AGAAGCAGAGAAAGAAAAGUUCAAAGCACUCUUCGGACAAGGCCAGUCGUAUAUAAUUAAAAGAAAACAAAAAAAGGUCUUAUAUUAAGUUAUUAGAAAGUAAUUAAAUUGAAAAUUGGUCAUAGCAAUGGAUGCAAAUGCAGUUCAACAAUGUGCCUCCUCCACAUUAGAGCAAAAAGCAGCAGUAGAAGCAGCCGCCAGUGAUGGACCUGCGGAAACAUCGUCUGCAGCGGUGGCGGCGGUAAGUGAAAGCGUGUCAACGGAAAAGGUGGCCACUAAUAAGGCGGCAACAAACGCAGUGGUUAACGAGACUGCCCUGCAGAUAUCAAGUGGAGAGAAUGCAGAAAUAGAGGAAGCACCGCCAACAAAGCGACUUAAGGCGGAAUUAGAAGCUGAAAAAUCAAAGGAUGCUGAGGAGAAUGAAAGCCUCUUUGGAAAUAUGUCUACGACCUCGGUCGCCGGUUCCAUAUCAGAAGGUAGUCUAUACAACUUGCAAGCAAAAGAUCUUAGUUUAGAUGGGGUAGUUGCUUCGAACGCUACGUCGCGAAAAUUCCAACGCAUUCCCAUAUUCAUAGCCGAUUAUCACAAUGAUGUAUUGGAAUUUAUAUACCGCUGCUUGGCUACGCGCCAUUUGCCACUUCAAAAUAAUAUACUAGUGCAUUUUGAUUCGCAUCCAGACAUGGUUAUAUCUCGUGAGAUUCCGGCCAGUGCUUCCUUUGAUAAAGAAACUAUGUUAGCUGAACUUAGUAUUGAAAACUGGAUAAUGCCAGCUUGCUAUGCAGGCCAUUUUAAUCGAGUUGUUUGGCUGAAGAACUCUUGGUGCCAACAAAUUCCUCUGGGCAAAUAUAACUUUAAAAUUGGACACAAAAAUGAUAAGAUAAGCGUCGAUUGUCCACUUGACUACUUCAUAUCCGAGGGUAACUAUUGUGAUACCAAGGAAUUGCAUGAAACGCGCAACAUGGAACUACAAGUGAUCAACGUAGACACUUCCACCGAGAGUUCGCCAAUAGAUACCGAACAGUUUAUAAAAGCUACGGAUGCACCAAAUUUUGUACUAGACAUUGAUUUAGAUUUUUUCAGCACCUCUAAUCCGUUUUUGGAAAUUUAUAAAGAUGCUAACUGCUACGAACAACUCACCGACAUAUUCCACUUUGAACCAGAGGUUAAGGAUUGUGGUGGCACUACGGAACGUAGAAAACUGCAAUUGGAAGCGCUUAAAAAGAUAUUUGAGCACUUGGAAGAGGCAAGAACAUUAGAAGGGCUCGCUCCAGCGCCCGAUCCGUCUAUAAUUGCGCCAGAGACUUAUGCACGCAUUGAAAAUCUCACAAAAUUACUACAGAAGCAUUAUGCUGACGAUGAGAUAGACUGGUUGCUCAUCUAUGAUUCGGGUAGUACUACAGAUACGAAUGGUCUGCCGCAUCAUAUCAGUACUUCUAAGGAGUUGGAACAAUAUUUCGCACAAUUUAAAAAAUUGCUACAAAAUUUACCGGCACCGCCGGUGCUAAUUACAAUGGCUUGCUCGGCUGAGGACGAUUACUGCCCCAAGCAUCAAGUGAGCUUCAUUCAAGAACAGGUGUUGCAAGUAUUGCGCGAAGUAUUUGGCGAACGGUUGCAUGAUAAGCCUAUACUACAUUAUUUGGACGAGGAAUGGGAUGUAAUGCAUCUAUAAUGCGAAAACUUAGACAACGUUGCCGCAACAAUAGCAACAACAACAUUGGCUAUGUUUAAGGCUACUCGUAUUUUAGUUAAAAUGUUUAUUUGGCUUACUUCAGUAGAUACUUUUCGUUCAGUUUUGAAUUAUAUUUAUGUUAAAAAUACGGUAUUUGUGUAAACCAUUUAAACAUUUGACGAUGAAAAAGUUAUAUAUUUAAGAAACUGCGUAUUAAUUAUUUAGAUUAUUUCCUAUUUUUUUACUGAAAGUGAAGAAAUGUAACAAUUAUACCACUAAUAUUAAUGAGUAUUUGGAAACACUCUUGACUACUUAUACAUAAACAUUUAUAAAACUCGAAUUAGCGAAAUAAGUAUGAAAAUAAUAUCAAAACCCGAUAAAGAGCUCGUUGAAGCAGUAAUGUUUGGUUUCCGCCGUUAUGGAAAAAAUUACAAGGAAAUGAAACUAAUAUUUACAAUAAAACGGUCAUUAGUUAAUAAAAAGGCAAAACUUU
Messenger RNA from Rhagoletis pomonella (apple maggot), 2162 nucleotides. RefSeq names its product UPF0489 protein C5orf22 homolog. The record is from RefSeq and is a predicted model, not a curated record. The transcript is spliced from 2 exons. Bases 128 to 1669 code for a protein of 513 amino acids. NCBI's taxonomy places the organism in Eukaryota, Metazoa, Arthropoda, Insecta, Diptera, Tephritidae.